AGGCAUCCGAGAACAGGAAGGAGGUCGACGUCAUUUCCGCAGGCUUACACCGGGGAAAGUUGUUUCCUGAGGCUGACACUCCUCUAAUAAUCUCCACACUAAAGGACACACCUGGAUUAUUCCUGCAACAUGACUUUAAUUUCACAUUUCUGGACCUCUCGAUAGACGUGUUUAGGUCGGGCGGUGCUCCUGGUUGGACUCGGUGUGUCUGCUGAGAAGAUGAGUGAAGACACAGAGACGAGUCUUCAGGCCCAGCUAGCAGAGUGCCGAGCUCAGGCCGAACACUGGCAGGGCGUGGCGACGAUCUGCGAGCUGAGCAAACAGGAGGAACUGGCAGAGCUGCAAAAACAAUGUGACCAAGAGAUCCAGUCUCUACAGGAGGCUCUCAGAGAGACGGCAGCGCAGUAUGAGGCUCGGAUUUCUGUUCUUCAGUCUGUGGAGUGGAGGAGAGCCAGCGGACAGAUCCUGAUCAGUGGAAGGAAAAGCCGCAUGGACACAGAAGCCGUCAGUAAUGACUCCCAAACACUGAACAGUCAGACGGAGGCAGAGGCAGCAUCGUCACCCGAUAGGAAGCAGAGCCAUCAGGCCGAGUUGGAUGCGGCGGAGGGAGAAGCAGCACAGCUGACAUCGGACGGUUAUUUCUCACUGAGGAGCUGCGACUCUGCGUCUCUGUCCUCCUUCUCCAUGGACACGCCGUCUCUACCCAGAAAACUGCACGCUCAGGACGACACCGACUCCCUGGUCUCCACAGGAACUCUGGUACCUGAGGCCAUCUACCUGCCGCCUGCGGGACACCGGCUGGUCACACAUGGGGACUGGGAUGCAAUAAACGCUCAGGUGUCUGAGCUGAGAGACGAGGUGAGUCGUCUGCAGGCUGAGAAGGAGGAUCUGGAGAAAGAGCUCGACACACAGACCAACCAGACACACAAACAGGUAUCAAUGCUCCAGUGUCAGGUCAAGACUUCUGAGGCUCUCCUUCAGGAUCUGCAGAAAUCUGUCAGCCAAUCACAGAACGCCAUGCAGAGUCGGCUGGCAGAGCUGUCCCUCUCUCAGAGGAAGAUGUGCAGCGAUCUGUCCCGACUGAAAGGAGAGGAGGUGGAGGAAGAUGAGGCAGACUCCAGCUUAGCGUUCACAGCGUCUCUGCAGGGGGCGCACUGUGAGGAGCGUCUCCGCAUCGAGAUCGUCAACCUGAGAGAGCAACUGGACACCCGAGCCGAGGAGAACGAAGUUUUAGAGGUGCAGCUGUCCAGUCUGAAGACGGAGACCGAGAGGAUCCAGGCUCAGAAGGACCAGCUGCAGGCUGAGCUGCUCGCCUGUCGCACUGAACUGGAAGCCCUGCGGGUGGCGCUGUCUCACGUGCAGGGAACCAACAAGUCUUUAAGUAACGACAAAACGGCUCUGCAGCAGCAGUGUCUGGAGCUGCGCAGUCAGGUGAUCAGUCUGCGCUCUCAGGUCGACACCACGCAGACGGUCCAGAGAGACUUUGUGCAGCUCUCCCAGUCUCUGCAGGUGAAGCUGGAGUUGGUGCGGCAGGCGGAGAGUCUGGACCAGGUCAGAGAAAUCCUGGAGGAAGGAGACAGUGAAGCCGGGUCGUCGCCUGCGGACGCCUCGUGAGUUUUUUCAGUCACACUGAACCAAAGAGCAGAGACCAAGAUACACAGAGACAGACUCACGCCACAUGAAACACAGGUGUGACCAUUGGGACCAGCACAGCAGGUGUGGGAGCACAGGAAACACUGGACGAACACUGAGUGAACAGACGUGAUGUUUCUGUUCGAUGUCAAAGACUGAAGACCAAAGUGAUUUUAGAUGAACUGUGAACCUUAACAUGCUCCACGCUCCUUUAACAUCAGGAACACAUUUACUCUCUUACUAACACACAUGUAAAUAUGAUCUUUGACAGAACUGACUUCACUACAAACACUCCACAGUCCAACUCUUGAUCUCACGUCACUAAAUAUGAACCAUCGUUUGAUAUGCAAACUGUAUUUUACUUCAUGUUUGAGGCGUCCUAAAAACUGACCACAGUGCAAUAAUGAAAAAUGAAGUUACACAACGUAGAAGACAUCCCUCUUUACCCUGCAUUAACCGAUGCAUUCUCAUACAUUCCUCUGCAUUGUUAACUCUUUCAGGUUUUAAGAUAAUUUAUGAUCGAGGAUUUUGGAAGAAGUCAAAAAGUACCUGUGAAAAAUGUAAAGGUGUAACCCGCUUUGUUUUUCUGUGUUUACAUUUUGAAUUAAAGAUAAAUCGUCUUUUUGUCA
Molecule: messenger RNA, 2261 nt
Organism: Notolabrus celidotus (New Zealand spotty)
Lineage: Eukaryota; Metazoa; Chordata; Actinopteri; Labriformes; Labridae
Gene: rabep2
Product: rabaptin, RAB GTPase binding effector protein 2
Exons: 12
Coding region: 220-1614 (464 amino acids)
Biological process (GO): endocytosis
Cellular component (GO): intracellular membrane-bounded organelle
Molecular function (GO): GTPase activator activity; growth factor activity
Source: RefSeq, a predicted model, not a curated record